CGUGCCGCCCUAGCCCUGCGGACCCACGUGUGGAGCUGCCGGCCGGUACCGGGGAGCCGCGGUUCGGCUGCCGCGGGUCCGGAAAGGGUGUCCCUGCCUCAUCAUGCCUCACAGAAAGAAAAAGCCCUUUAUAGAGAAGAAGAAAGCUGUGUCUUUUCACCUGGUCCACCGGAGCCAGCGAGAUCCUUUAGCAGCAGAUGAAACUGCACCCCAGAGAGUUCUCUUGCCUACACAAAAGGUAAAUGAUGAAGAAAGACGAGCGGAGCAGAGGAAGUAUGGCGUGUUCUUCGACGAUGAUUACGAUUACUUGCAGCACCUGAAGGAGCCCUCUGGGCCCGCAGAGCUUAUCCCCAGCUCUGCCUUCGCCAUAUCCUCCUUCGACAAGAAAGAAGACACCUCCGUAUUUUCAAGCACUGGGAUUAAGUUGCCUUCGUCAGUGUUUGCAUCCGAGUUUGAGGAAGAUGUUGGAUUGUUAAACAAAGCAGCUCCAGUUUCAGGACCUCGACUGGAUUUUGAUCCAGACAUCGUUGCAGCUCUUGAUGAUGAUUUUGACUUUGAUGACCCAGAAAACCUCCUUGAAGAUGACUUUAUUCUUCAGGCCAACAAGCCGACGGGAGGAGAGGGGAUGGAUACGGAGUCUGAAGGAGACGAUGGCAAUGAGUGGGAAGACAUGGACGACGAGGACGGGAGCGAUGUUGGGAGUUCUGCAGGCCUUCUGUCAGAUGGAGGUGACCUGUCUGCCCCUGGCUCACCUCGGGAAGCCAUGAAAAAGCACCUGUUUUGGGAAGAGGAAACCAAAAGCCGUUUCACAGAGUACUCCAUGACCUCUUCAGUCAUGAGGAGGAAUGAACAGCUUACUCUACACGAUGAGAGGUUUGAGAAGUUUUAUGAACAGUAUGAUGAUGUUGAAAUUGGAGCUCUGGAUAAUGCGGAAUUGGAAGGUGCCAUUCAAGUCGACAGCAAUCGGCUGCAGGAGGUUUUGAAUGACUACUACAAGGAGAAGGCAGAGAAUUGUGUAAAAUUGAAUACUCUUGAGCCUUUUGAGGAUCAAGAUUUGCCAACAAAUGAGCUUGAUGAGUCUGAAAAGGAAGAGACCAUUACUGUAGUUCUUGAGGAAGCCAAAGAGAAGUGGGAUUGUGAAUCCAUUUGCAGUACAUACUCCAAUUUAUACAACCACCCACAGCUCAUCAAAUAUGAACCAAAGCCCAAACAAAUCCACCUGUCUUCUAAGACGGGAAUACCUCUCAAUGUCUUACCUAAGAAAGGCCUCACGGCAAAGCAGGUUGAACGGAUGCAGAUGAUCAAUGGCAGUGACCUACCCAAGGUGUCCACCCAGCCCCGUUCCAAAAAUGAGAGCAAAGAGGAUAAAAGAGCCAGGAAGCAAGCCAUAAAAGAGGAGCGGAAGGAACGAAGAGUUGAAAAGAAAGCUAACCAGCUAGCAUUCAAACUGGAGAAAAGAAGACAAGAAAAGGAGCUACUGAACUUGAAGAAAAACAUUAACAGUCUAAAGCUGUAGGUGUGGGACAUUCAUAUAAGUUAUAUUUCCAUGUCAGCAGUCUUAGUUAUGCUCUGUAAUUCACCAGGAUCUGAAGAGGGGUGAGGUUGCCCCUGUCAUUUUUUAUAUGCAAAUAGCUGAGAAAAAUAGACUAUUUGUAUUUCCAUACAAGCGGUUCUGUCAGCCUACUUGUAAAUACUAUAAUGUUGUAAGUUUAAUAUUAUACACUUAUAUUUCCCCUGAAAUAAAUGACUUCAUGAAAGUCA
This is a messenger RNA of Mus pahari (shrew mouse), 1761 nucleotides long. RefSeq names its product LTV1 ribosome biogenesis factor (gene Ltv1). The record is from RefSeq and is a predicted model, not a curated record. Gene Ontology annotation, cellular component: preribosome, small subunit precursor; nucleus; cytosol. The transcript is spliced from 11 exons. The coding region runs from base 104 to 1516 and encodes 470 amino acids. Gene Ontology annotation, biological process: ribosomal small subunit export from nucleus; ribosomal small subunit biogenesis. NCBI's taxonomy places the organism in Eukaryota, Metazoa, Chordata, Mammalia, Rodentia, Muridae.